AUGUCCACCAGGAAGGUGAUGGAUCUUGGCCGCCAUGCCAGUCGCCGCUUCUUCAACUGGCUUUAUUGGAGUAUCAACGUGGGUGCCGUGCUGUCGCUGCUGGUGGUGGCCUUUAUCCAACAGAACGUCAACUUCCUGCUGGGCUACGGCAUCACCGUGGGCUGCGUGGGCCUGGCCUUCUUCAUCUUCCUCUUUGCCACCCCCAUCUUCGUCACCAAGCCCCCCGCAGGCAGCCAAGUGUCCUCCAUGCUUAAACUUGCUCUCCAAAACUGCUGUCCCCGGCUGUGGCACCGACACUCCACCAGGUGAGGAGAGGGCUCGUGGCGAAGCGGGCCACGGAGCCUGAGGAAGGGCGAGCUGCCCACUGUGUCAGAGGUCAAGGUGGUGGAUGGUGAUACUGCCAUGCAGUCCACGUAUGUCCUGCAAGGUCUUCACCUCCACAUCCCGAACAUUUUCCCUGAGUACCCAUCCAACAGUUCCGUGGCUCUGAGAGCCGAGGGCAGCAGCUACAAGAUCCCGGAAGCCUGGCUCCUCCUGGCCAACGUCGUGGUGGUGCUGAUCCUGGUGCCCGUGAAGGAUCAUUUGCUCGACCCUUUACUGCUGCGUUGCAAGCUGUUGCCCUCGGCCUUGCAGAAGAUGGCACUGGGGAUGUUCUUUGGUUUUGCCUCCGUGGUUGUGGCAGGAGGCCUAGAGAUGGAGCGUUUACAGUACAUCCAUCGGAACGAGACGGUGUCCCAGCAGAUCGGGAAGAAUGUGUACUAUGCAGCACCUCUGUCCAUCUGGUGGCAGGUCCCUCAGUACCUGCUCAUCGGGAUCAGUGAGAUUUUUGCCAGUAUCCCAGGCCUGGAGUUUGCCUACUCGGAGGCUCCUCGCUCCAUGCAGGGUGCCAUCAUGGGCAUCUUCUUCUGCCUGUCAGGAGUGGGCUCACUCUUGGGCUCCAGCCUCGUGGCACUCCUGUCACUGCCAGGGGGCUGGCUGUACUGCCCCAAGGACUUCGGGAACAUCAACAAUUGCCGAAUGGACCUCUACUUUUUCCUCCUGGCCAGCAUUCAGGCCGCCACGGCCCUCCUGUUUAUCUGGAUCGCUGGUCGCUACGAGAGGGCAGCUCAGGGCCCCGUCUCUCAAAGCUGUCCCAGCAGGGAUAGGGGCUGAGCACACCGCCCCCCUCCCCCCCGACCCCUCGCUUCUCUCCCCAGGACACAGACAGCAGCAGUCCCAGGUGGGGGUUCCUU
Messenger RNA from Puma concolor (puma), 1232 nucleotides. Lineage: Eukaryota; Metazoa; Chordata; Mammalia; Carnivora; Felidae. The record is from RefSeq and is a predicted model, not a curated record.